AUGCAUUUAGGUAUUAGUUACUGUGGCAUAGCUUUACGAUACGUUGGAGAAUAUUCUCAAUUAUUUACGUUCAUCAUUGGUUGUUUUCCAUACAAUGCAGCUAGUCAUUCAGCACAACAUCUUCGAGAAUUUGUUAAUAAAAUAUUAGAAGAAUAUAAACUACAACUGGAUUCAACAAAAUUUGUUGUUACAGAUAAUGAGCCAAAAAUGUUGCCAGCAUUUCGGGAACAAUGUUCUCGCGUUGGUUGUGUUGAUCACUAUUUGAAUAAACAGUUACAACAUGCUUUUCAAUCAGAUCAAAUUCA
Messenger RNA from Rotaria sp. Silwood1, 305 nucleotides. The record is from the annotation of a GenBank genome assembly. NCBI's taxonomy places the organism in Eukaryota, Metazoa, Rotifera, Eurotatoria, Philodinida, Philodinidae.